UCGGUGGUAUAUUUGUAGGUAUGGUUACCUGUAGUGAUAUCUUUAAUCGUCGGAAUGACACAGAACACAAUAAUGAGUGGGUGGCCACUGAUGCUGAUACCCCAUGGAUAUUACCUGAUAAUGAAGUUGUUGAAGCAUGGGAAAAUCUGAGAGAAACUUAUAGAGCAAAAGCAUCAGAUGUAACUCUAACUUUAAAACCGAUUAUAGAUGACUUUCUGAGGACAAUAAACGUUAGUGAAGCUUGUCAUCAGAGUCUAAUGACGGUACUGACGUCGUUUGGAAAGAUGGAGACGUGGUCAACAAAGAUGGUGGACUCCAAUGGAAGGCUACCAUCUGGACUGUUGGAGGGAACCCUGACCAGCUUGGGAUCCUAUGAUCAGUGUUUGGACAUUGUUUCUCCAAGCACAAACCUUUAUGCUUUCCAAGGGCAGUAUUGUUCUGUUUUAUUUCGGCCUCCAUUACCAGCCCGAUCACCAAAAUACCUCAGCAUCGCAGCCGGAGUGAAGACUCUCUCCAAUUUUUCCAAACCUGGAGAAGUGUUCCACCAUCUUGCCCAGAACGCCCAGUUUUUCUACUCUGCAGCUUUACGUAUAGGGAUUUGUGUACCAUCGACAUGCGCAGUGCAAGAUGUUCAGAAAGUUGCUACCAAAGUGGGCGGCUGGCUAAAGCUCAGAGGAAGUCUUGGUAGUUCCGCAGAGUCCCCAAAAGUGUUCUGUUUCAAGAGAAGUAUAUUAGAUGUUUACCGAAACGUCUUCAGAAAGAAGAAUCAGGCCGCUUCAGAGGAGCAACGAGGCAUGGUAGAAGAAUUCCUCGACUGUUUUUCGCUACGCUCCAAUUUUUUGAAAUUAUUCUCCACCAAAUCAUCGGAACAGACAAUUAAAGCUAUUCAUGGAAUACGUUUUAUCACUAUUAUUUGGAUCAUCAUGGCGCAUACAGUUAACGAGUACCAUUACGGAAUGAUGAGUGGCGUGUUUAACAUGAAAAACCAGGUUGGGUACUUUGAUAAUCAGUUCCUAGUUCAAGCAAGCAUCAGUGUUGACACGUUCUUUUGUAUUUCAGGGUUUUUGACAAUGUACUACGUGUGGUUCUACACUGGGGGCAAGGCUGGGAAACUAAAUGUGUGGAAAUUCAUCUUAGUCAGAUACUUCAGACUUACGCCUCCGUUAGUCCUCACACUUUGCAUAUUAUUCAUUCUUCCUCUUUUGGGGUCGGGACCAGUCUGGUCAGAGGUGCUGAUGCCUUACGUUGAAGGAUGCUAUUCCACCUGGUGGCGAAAUCUUUUGUAUAUCAACACAUUAUACAAGCCAGUCCAGUGCUUAGGUCAGACUUGGUAUAUCUCGUGCGAUUUCAUCUACCACGUUCUUUCUUUAACCAUCUUCCUCCCUAUGUUAAGGAACCCGAAGGCAGGCAUAAUUAUAAUUUUGUUCUUCUUGUUGACGUCAGUUGCGGGUACAACUGUGCUGACGUGGUAUUUUGAACUCCCCCCCACACAUUUUGCUGCUAUGUUAGACAAAAGGGAAGUUUUGAGGAUGUCCCAGAAACGUUAUCCAAAUCCCAUAAACCACUUAGGCUGUUACUGUGUUGGAUUAUUAGCCGGAUAUGCGCUCGCCAGGAAGAAGCUUACCAACGUGUCUAAGAUAAUUCUAUCAUUAGGCUGGAUUGCUUCAAUCUUUUCCUUUAUGUCUGUGAUCUAUGGUAUGUACGACUGGAACAGGGGUGUAGAGGGCAGCACUGCAGUGGCACUGAUGUAUGCAGGAUUACAUCGUCCUGUCUGGUCUGCCGGUGUAGCAUGGCUUAUUUUGAUGUGUGUCACUGGUCGCGGAAGUUUUAUUAAUACUCUGUUGUCAUGGAAACCAUUCAUAUCCUUAGACAGACUAACAUAUAUGGUCUAUCUAAUUCAUCACGUGAUUGUGUACGUUUACAAUGGUUACGUAAGAAACCUCAUAAAUACAAAGGAAAUUACUAUUGCCUACAUAAUGUUUGGUCACAUUCUAUUAUCGUAUCUCAUCUCCACUGUCUGUGUCUUAUUGGUUGAAUCUCCAUUUUUCGCAAUCCGACGAAAAUUUUUUUCUCGCUCGAGGGGCCGGAAACUUGUCAUUCAACCCCCAAAUGACGAAGACACGGGUGAUACGGAACUAAGUGAAAAGAAUAUUAUACGUAAUGGAGGUGUCUUUCACUCUUAGCCACCCUAUUCGUGGCUUUAAAUUAAAAUGGCGAUAUAACUCUUGACUCAUCACGUUUCACAAACAUAAGUAUGCUGCUAUGGUAACAAACGUAUCAACUGUAAGCCUUCAAUAAAAUAACUUAAUAUGAUCAUUAAUAAGUCUUCGAUAAAAUAAUUUGAUGUGAUACGCGAUAAUCCUUUAAUAAGAGGAUUUAUGAUUGAUCUGCGAUAAACCUUUCGUAAAACGAUUUAAUGUGAUCCAUCUUCAACGAUUGUAGAC
Messenger RNA from Limulus polyphemus (Atlantic horseshoe crab), 2444 nucleotides. RefSeq names its product O-acyltransferase like protein-like. Bases 21 to 2183 code for a protein of 720 amino acids. The transcript is spliced from 16 exons. The record is from RefSeq and is a predicted model, not a curated record. Gene Ontology annotation, molecular function: acyltransferase activity, transferring groups other than amino-acyl groups. NCBI's taxonomy places the organism in Eukaryota, Metazoa, Arthropoda, Merostomata, Xiphosura, Limulidae.